Molecule: messenger RNA, 298 nt
Organism: Paramecium pentaurelia
Lineage: Eukaryota; Ciliophora; Oligohymenophorea; Peniculida; Parameciidae
Source: the annotation of a GenBank genome assembly
AUGAAAAACAUCUUACCUGAAGAAAAAAUAAGGUGUUUACAAGCAACACACAGCAGGAUCUUAUAUAUACAUUCUCUUAAAAUUAAGUAAAAUAUCCUUAUAAAAACGGGGUCCCUUAAGGUUGACCUAUAUCCCAUCUCAUAUUUAUUAUAUAAGUGGAUAAUUUUUUGAAAAAUUAUCUGAAAAACCUAAAUAUUCAUUAAAAAAGUUUGGAUAUGCAGAUGACCUAGCAUAUGCAAAAGCCAAAUACAAGUUUUUGUCAAAGUUUUAAAUUAGCUCUCGCGAGAAUGGGAAUUGA